Lasiosphaeria miniovina is the source of this 871-nucleotide messenger RNA. RefSeq lists its product as uncharacterized. NCBI's taxonomy places the organism in Eukaryota, Fungi, Ascomycota, Sordariomycetes, Sordariales, Lasiosphaeriaceae. The record is from RefSeq and is a predicted model, not a curated record. The transcript is spliced from 2 exons. The coding region runs from base 229 to 426 and encodes 65 amino acids.
ACCACCUGGAGCAGCAUCCUUCGCGCCAAAUCGCCAAUAAAAAGGUCGGGCCCCGCCAGUUUUUCACUUAACAACAUACUCCUCAGUGGCCUGGCUGCCGCAAUUACGACCGCACAAUCCAUCCCAAUCGACUUGUAACCACGCCGGCACAUCAACCACAGCGCCGAAUCUCAGGUCAUUCAGAUGGCAGAGCUAAGCUAAGCUUACCACGGCGGCGUGCACAAGGGAAUGUCUGCCCCGUACCCCGACGCCGAGCGCGAGACUUUUAUCACUCACACGUUCCCCUACAUCUUUGACAAUACCAUCAUCGUCGCAGCAACCCACCCGACAGUCUCCACCGGCUCCCAGUUUGACGAUGGGUGGUUCCUCUCCGACUUUUACGCUUUUAACUACCUCCUAAAAGGUUCAGUUACCGACCAAGUUUAGCCUACCGCUACCGAGCCUAAUAAGUUGCUAAAUAAGUACGGCCUCUAUUACUACGGUACCGCUUCUGAGUAUCCUAAGGUCGUCCUUAGCCCUGAGCUUCUCGAAUUUGAGAUUACUCCUAUAACGGUCGUUUGUCACGGAUUCCCUCUGUACUGGCCGCACUGAACUGGAGUGGGGCGCCUAGGAAGAAUAGUGGGGCUGAGGGGAGGCCCGAACUCUGUGAGCUUCUACUUCGGGCCCGCCUGAUUAGUCCACCUUAGAUAUAUACGAUGUGUGUAAGGAAAGGACAACCCGAACACCAGCCGCGCGCACAGGGUGCGCGCUCACCACCUGUUACCAACUGGCCGGAACACUGCCAGUUGGCACAAGCCACUACGCCACGCCAUGGCGCCCCGGGCCUGAGCCCCUGAGCACGUAUAUAAACAGUGGCCCUCGCCCACCUUCC